This is a messenger RNA of Dentiscutata heterogama, 1149 nucleotides long. The record is from the annotation of a GenBank genome assembly. NCBI's taxonomy places the organism in Eukaryota, Fungi, Glomeromycota, Glomeromycetes, Diversisporales, Gigasporaceae.
AUGUCUAAAGUACCUAUUCAAAGUUCUUUUAAACCUGAAGUAUACAAUUUUAGAUCUCUUAAAAAACAUAAAACUAAUGAUGAAUCUAAAGAAGAAAUACCUGAAAUAGAUCGCAAAAUUAUUUGUUUUCUUAGACAAUUGAAUUAUUCAACACGUAAAAUCGGAAAGCUUAUGGGGGUAGGAUCUUCUACGGUUUCUAAAACAUGGAAAAGAAAAGAAGAAACUGGAAGCGUUAAAGAUAGAAAAAGGACAGGACGUCCACGACUUCUUUUAUCUGAUGAUGAAAAAGAAGUGUUUGAUAUAUUAUCUUCUAAGAAGGGUUUGUCAGCUAGUGAACUACAUUUCAAUUAUACGGUACAAAAAAAUAAACACAUUUCAAAGGAAACAAUUAGAAAUGUGUUGAGAAAUAAUAAUUACACCUCUUACAUAAAACCUAAAAAACCCUUGCUUAGUAAAGAUUCUAAAGCGGAAAGAUAUAAGUUUGCUGAAGAACAUUUGAACUGGACUGCUAAUGAUUGGAAAAAAGUAGUCUUUUCGGAUGAGAGCAAAUUUAUACGUUUCGGGUGCAAUCAUCGUCAGUUUUACUGGAAACACCCGGGAGAUCCAUUUCAGGAUGAGUAUGUUAAAGGGAUGAAAGCAUUUGGAGGAGGUGGCGUAAUGAUCUGGGGUUGUAUUACCUCUCAAGGUGUUGGUCAUUUGUGUUGUAUUGAGAGUAACAUAGAUUCGGAAGCCUAUCGUAUAAUUUUAGCCAAAGAGCUUUUUGGUACCUUAUUACAAUACGAUUUAAGUGUUGAUGAUAUUAUUUUUCAACAAGAUCAAGCCCCAGCUCACAGAUCAGGCGAUACUAAAGAUUGGCUUUAUUACAGAAAUCUUGAAUAUUUUGACUGGCCUCCAUACUCACCUGAUCUAAAUAUAAUAGAAGAUCUUUGGAGUAUAAUAAAGCAACGUUUAGAAAAAUUACACGAACGAGAACCAGCUGAAACUCUAGAUCAUCUAUGGGAUCAAGUAAGAAGAAUAUGGGGUAUGAUCGAUAUUAAUAUUAUUAACAACUUAUAUGAAUCUAUGCCAGAAAGAAUAGCUGCGGUAUAUAAACAGAAGGGGGGUUAUAUAUGUAAAAAAAUGCUAAAAGAGAGUAAAAAAGAGAGUUAG